Artibeus jamaicensis (Jamaican fruit-eating bat) is the source of this 1407-nucleotide messenger RNA. It is a transcript of the gene CUNH8orf76, whose product is annotated as chromosome unknown C8orf76 homolog. The transcript is spliced from 6 exons. NCBI's taxonomy places the organism in Eukaryota, Metazoa, Chordata, Mammalia, Chiroptera, Phyllostomidae. Gene Ontology annotation, molecular function: protein binding. The coding region runs from base 78 to 1304 and encodes 408 amino acids. The record is from RefSeq and is a predicted model, not a curated record.
UCUCAGCUCACCAGCUACUCGCAACCUGCAGCUGGCCAAGCCUCGGUUUGGCCCUUCCAGAGACUACAAAUCCCAGUAUGCCGCGCUCUUCCGCGCUGGCCCGUCUGGGCACCGCUCAGGGCACCGCCUCCGCUCGAUGCCCACGCCAUUGGCGCGCGAUGGAGACCGGGAGCUGGUUGCUCGGCGGCGAGUUCGAGGAUUCGGUGUUUGAAGAGGGGCGGGAGCGGCGGUCUGGACCGCCUGCGUCCUACCGCGCCAAGCUCUGCGAGCCGCAGUGGUUUUAUGAGGAAACGGAGAGCAGUGAUGACGUCGAGGCUCUAACUCUCAAGAAAUUCAGAGGGGACCUGGCGUACAGACGGCAGGACUAUCAGAAAGCCCUGCAGGAGUAUUCCAGUAUUUCUGAAAAAUUGCCACCUACAAACUUUGCCAUGAAGAGGGACGUGCAGGAAGGCCAGGCCCGGUGUCUGGCUCGCCUGGGAAGGCUCGCGGAAGCCCUGGAGAUGGCCGCGGACCUGGAAACGAGAGCAACCAACACAGACCACCUCACCACCGCGCUCCACCUGCAGCUCGCCGUCCGGGCCGGCGGGCCGACCUCGGCGGAGGCCGUCCUCUGCCUGCAGAAGCUGAUUUCUCUGCACCCUUUCAACCCUUGGAGCUGGGGCAGGUUGGCAGAGGCGUACCUGAAUCUGGAGCCAGAUCUCUCGGCACCGUUUGCAUCCUCUCUCACACGGAACAGUUGCACCUCAAAUGGCAACACUGUCGACUCCUUCCCACACUCAGGAAAAGACUGCCUUUUGUGCUGCCCCAAGACGCUGCCUGAGAGCUCUGUGUUUCCCGUGGAAACAAGCAGCCCUGAUAAGCAGGAGGAGGAGAACGCCCUCACUAGUGUUCCAGACUCCGUAGCAGAAGAGAGAGAAGCAGUGUUGCUGGAGACACAGGUGAAAGCGUGUGCCUCUCUCAUACGGACCAGGCUUUUGCUUCAGCUCUCCCAGUCUCAGCAAACGUCCUUUGCUUUGGAGAGGAACCUAAGGACCCAGGAGGAAAUUGAAGACAAGAUGAAAGGGUUCCGCUUCCCAGAAGACACUCUGCUGCUGAUGACUGAGGUUAUGGGAAAAGACAUCGUCCCGGAAAAAAUAAAAGACGAAGUUCACAGCGAGGUGAAGUGUGUGGGCUCGGCAGCCCUGAGCGCCCUGGUGAUUGCAUCUUCGAAAGAAUUUGAGGACAAGUGGUUCGGGAAGAUCAAAGACCACCUCUGCUCCUUGGAACGUCCGUUCCACGCACAGAUACAAAUCUCCACUUCGUAGUCCCUUCGAAAGCCAAACGUCUGGCACUGUUCAUUGCCCUUGUCGACUUCAGAGAGAAUCCACUGCUAAUCAUGGAAUACAGUGAAUUAAACAUGAUUAUUUA